UCUGUUUCUCUCCCAACGGCGUUCCUCGUAUCUGGAAUUUCUUCAAUCCUCCCGAACUCUCCUUAAUUCCUAAACACCAUACUCCACAAAAAACCACUUAAAGAUUUGGGUCACACAAAUUUUCUGCAACUUCAUCUGAAUCCCUCUCUUCAUCUCGCUCCAUUUAGCAUUAUAGGUUCCAUAUUGUUGGUUAUAAGUCUGUACCGUGUUUUGUGGGGGAAGAGCAAAGAACAGAGCAUGGAUGGUUCGCCAGUUGAAGCAAAGAGUGAGAGUACAGUAGAUGUGAAAAUGGCAGAAGAGAGCAAUGAAACGGAAUUAGUCGACUUUAAGGAGUGGGGUUACAGGACCUUUAUUCCAUCUGCCACCAGACUUAAAGAGGUGGGAGUCAAAUUUCAAAAAGCCGAGUCAAGACACAUCUUGGAUGUAAGAUUUAACAAGGGUGUCCUCGAAAUUCCACCUUUGCUGAUUACUCCAUUGACAGAAACCAUCUUCAGGAACCUCAUCAACUUUGGGCAAUGCAGCAUUCUUUGCAUCCCAUGGGUGACAUGGUACGCCAUACUCCUAGAUUGCCUGGUCAACACCUCAGAUGAUGUGGAUUUAAUGAGUAGAGCAGGAGUUCUUAAUAACAGGUUAAACCCUGAGGAGACGACUAAUUUCUUUAACAGAGUCCGUGAUAACAAUCUCAUAUAUGACUUCUUUUAUGCACCACUUUGCGAAGAUGUCAACAGAUAUUGUGAGAGAAGAUGGCCGAGAUUGCAAGCUUCUUUGAUCCAGAACUAUUUUACUAAGCCAUGAGCUAUCGUUUCUGUAGUUUUUGCCACAAUCGUUUUGUUUUUCACCAUCAUGCAAGUUUUCCAUAAGUAAUUUUUCUAGCACUUUUUAGGUUAGCAAAGGUACUAUCCGUUGCUCUGUAUAAUCAUUUUUAUUAAUAUUGUAUCAAUGAUCUUUGCUUACUAUCCUUUGCUCGGUAGAAUUAUCGAUCUAUCUUUGCUUUCCGUUCAAAAGUUGUGUGUGCGCUACAAGGAACCGAGAUAGGGGAAUCAUCAAAAUAUGUUCUGCAUCAGAUCUGGAUGUCAAAUAAUGAAGGUUCCAAGAUUUC
Rubroshorea leprosula is the source of this 1099-nucleotide messenger RNA. Lineage: Eukaryota; Viridiplantae; Streptophyta; Magnoliopsida; Malvales; Dipterocarpaceae. The record is from the annotation of a GenBank genome assembly.